GCUCAAACUAAUAUGGCCGACACUUUCAUUGCCAGAGAUGCAGACAAUGAAAGCAAAGGCAAAUACUCACCCAACAAUGCCAACAAAUCAGCUCUCAUCACAAGUCCAAACAAGAGGAAAGCUACAAAUGAGGAUGAAGGCGAACCGACGGAAAAGAAAAAGUUUGCGAUAAAUUUCAGUAUGAAAAAGCCAGUGGAUAGUGUGCAAUUAGGCAAUAGUCCUAAACAGAGUGUCCUGCCUAUAAAAAUGUCUUUAGCAUCACAGAAACCCAAAGAGACCUCUACCACGGUCAAACCCAAAACAGCAGCUGUAGCCAAAGCGUUUGCAGAAGAUAGUGACGAAGAAGAAAUGCCACCUGAAGCCAAGAUGAGGAUGAGAAACAUUGGCAGGGACACGCCAACAGCGGCUGGGCCAAAUUCUUUUGGAAAAGGUCGACUCGGAUUCUGUGAUAGACAGAAGAUGGUAGAGAAAGAGAUUAUAAAACAUAUAGAAGAGGUGGGGGAAGACUGAAAAUUUUCAUCUUUUUGAAUUUUUGAAGAUAUUUUUCCAAUCGGAGCUAACACUCUUACUUUUGCAAUGCACUACAUUCAAUACCAUCGACUGGAAGACAAGUCUGAUGUGCACCAUGACAGUGCACUUCGGACAGGCAUGUGAAUAAGACACAAAAAACUGGACCAAUGGCGACUUAUAAGAUUUUAACAAUACUGGUGCAAUCAUUCCAAAAGUGUGAGCAAUCCUUUGUGAUGGUCGAACAUUUAUCUUGAGCCACAUAAUUAAAUUUUAAAUAAAAAACAGUGUAAAUAUUUAAAGAGAACUCUAACCUUUUACAAGGGUUAAUUUGAUCUCUUGUAAACCUGACUAAAAAAGGAGCAAACAUUUUUAAAGUGUAUUUUACAAAUUGAUGUCAUCGGUGCAAGUCUUGUAUAUUAUUAUACGCUUAAGGGGAGGUAAUCUUGGCUAGGAUUGGAGAAAGGAAGCGAAAGGGGAGGUAAUCUUGGCUAGGAAUGGAGAAAGGAAGCGAGAAAUGGAAAGAUUCGGGGCCUGUGACAAUAUACAUUCAACUGCUGGCCGAGAAUGUACAAUAUACCUUUCUAGCAGUGUAGUAGGGGUGCGAGAUAUCUAUUUCUGUGUCUGGCCGACACAGUAUCAUGAAGUCAGAGAUCUUUUUCACGGGAAAUCAGCUUUAUACAGAGUGGCUCAUAUCUGUUGUGUUUUCUCAUCUCAUGUAUGAAAAUUAAAACAAAUUCCUGAUAAGGAAUAUACUCAACAUAUUUGAACAGGAACAUUCAUACUGUACAUCGAAUAACCCGGUUAGAAAUUUACAUCUCUGUUUAGAAGUGUUUAUUCUGUUUGUACAUGUCAAUUAUGGUAUGUUUGAUUUGAAAAUAUUUCUAUUUUACUUAAUUUAUUUACAAGUAAAUAAUUUUCAAAGAAGGGUCAGAAGACUUAAAGGGGUUUGACAGAUUUUGUGAAUAUAAUCUGUUAAAUUCUGGAAUAAAAUUUUCAAUCUAGUUUUCAUUUACAUUAUUUUCUUACGUGUAUUUUCUGCUUCAGGCAAUAACUCAGUUAUUGACCCUUAGUUAGUCUCACAGACAAAAUUUGUUUGAUUUUCCUGGAGAUAUUGAACCUCAUCAGUUAUCUUGAGUGACUGUUCCUCAGUUCAGGUAGAAAUUUAUUUGUGUUUGCUUUAAUUUGCCUGGAGAUACUGCUCGUCACAUAUCUUACCGUGAUUGACCGUCAUCUAAAAAUGACAUACAUAAUGUAUUUUGCAACAUUUCAACAGUCUUCAUAUGAACUUGGCAGUUGCAAGGGCAUAAAAUUAUAACAAACAGUUUCUUUUUUCUUUUUCUGAUUUAUCCAACAGUUAUACUUAAUUGUAGCCUGUAUGGAGCUUGUACAGAGCUACAUUUGGUUCAAACAUUUUGCAGAUUUUUUUGCAAGGGAGGAGGUGUUAAAAUAUUUCAACGUGGCCAACAGGUCCAUCUCAUUACUGGACCUAGUUGGUAUAUUAUCUAUGUAUGGGACAGUAAAAUUUGGGUCAGACACAUCAGAGCAUCUCACUUGAUUAUCAAGCUAUGAUCAAAGACAUGAUUAAUACACUCAUUUUAGGGAUUCAACUUUCUGCAGAAGUUUGAAUAGGUUUUAUCUUUAUUUUAUGAAAAAAAAUAGUAACAAAGGUGUGUAUGUCUGAAAAAAAUUUAACAGUUAUGGACAAAAAUUUGGUUUCCUUGUGGGGUAAUCUUCUACGUCUGUUAGCCCCUUUAAGCUAAUCUACAAUAAUUAGCUGUUCAGGGGUAUAUUUAAAACUCUGUAGUCGGGUUAUAGCGAAGGACCAUGUUGUGGAACUUGUGGGUGUCCUUCAUAAUCCUUUUGUACCUCACAUCUGUCUACUGAUCUCGUGUGACAGCUUGGCAUUAUCAACAAAAGGAUAUACAUGUACAUGUAUAACAAAAAAGAGGUUGUGUUAUUAUGACUUUGUUCGCUGUCGUAUAAGAUAUUGGAAAAUGUACUCAUUGUGUGAUUAGUAUCAGCAAAUACGGUGUAAAUAUAAGAAUAUUAUAUUAAACAUAUGAGAUUUUAAAUUAAAGAGUUUAUGUGUAAUUACCAACACUUAAGAUUCUAUAUUGGAUAUUGUUAUAAGGGGGGAUUUGUAUUUAUAUAUUAUAAUAGAAGUAAUAUACUUGUCAUAUUUAGGAGGUACUGUUGUACUGUGUUCAUUACAAAAAACAAAUAAGACCCUAUCCACAAAUAAGCCCUGUCCACACAUACCAGGUAGAUGCCAACAUAUAAUAUAAGCUCCUGUCCACAAAUAAGCCCCAGUACCCAAAUAAGCCCUUGUCCCAAAAUAAGCCCCUGUCCUCAAAUAAGCCCUAAUUCACAAAUAAGCCCUGUCCACAAGUAAGCCCUUGUCCACAAAUAAGCCCCGUCCUCAAAUAAGCCCCAGUACCCAAAUAAGCCCUUGUCCCAAAAUAAGCCCUUGUCCCAAAAUAAGCCCUUGUCCACUAGUAAGUCAUUGUCCACAAAUAAGCCCUUGCCCACAAAUAAGCCCCUUCCCACAAAUAAACCCCCCUUUAUUCAUCUUUGCAAAAUCAUCAAUUUUAAAAAUAUUACAGGUAGAAAGAAAUAAGCCCGCCAUAAACUUUGAUACUAAACUUUAACACCCGAAUUCGAAGGGGCUUAUUUUUUUAGGAUGAAUCUAAUAUGAUAAUCAUAUUGUUUGAUAGAAAUUACAACACAGUUGUCAGUAAUCUGUAAGUUAUUAAUUGUCUCUUAUAUAAAAUUUACUGUAAAUAUUUGACGACUUUUUGACAAAGGGAGCUGUUUAUCCAAGUCAUUUUACUUUAUAAUGUUCUAGUACUGAAUAUUUUGAUAACCUAAGGGGGGAUAAUCCAGUAUUUGCAGUUGAAACUAAUCAACAAAUUUGUAUGUCAAGUAUAGUGCUGGCCAAGUCUUUCCUUGUAGUUUAAAUUGAAAAAUGAGUUUCCCAGCUGUAUUGUGUAAUUGAAUAUAAAUCUUGGUUAUGUACCUUGUCAAAUAUGUUGGCUGCUUUAAAGGAAGAAGUCCAGUAUUUAUUUUAUCUCUUUCAAUCUUAUCAAUUUUAAUGGGACUUUUAUUGCAAUGGGUGUUUUGGUAAUCAUUAUAAUUGAUUUACGAAUGAAUUAUCAUAACAGGGUAUUUUAAGUAUCUAAAUAUCGUAAGUAGUUUUAAGAAUUUUAAAACUUUUUUUUUCUAAUUCAAAUUCUUAAUUCCUACAGGAUUUGUCCUAAAUAUUUUGUUUAUUGCUAAAAGUACAAAUUAUCAUAUAUUUUUUUUCUAAAUCCUGUUACAAAUCAUACUUAAUACCUAAAUUAAUUAUUUAGUAGAAACACAUGAAAUUCCUUAUGGCAACUUUUUAUGAUCUCGCAUUGCCAGGCAAACUCAUCACUUGCAUUGUAGGUUAUUUUGAAAAUAUUUAGCAAAUAAUUUCAUUUUAUUUUCAAUGUACGCCAUUUGAAAUUUUGCAACUGCAUUAAAACUAAUCCUGUCAAAAAUAAUUAAGGAUUAAUUUGAAUACAGGCACAUUAUUAGUCAACAUUUUCCAACUUUUUCAGUGUUAUUUAAAGUUACCAUUUUAAUGAUAUUUUUUUUCACAAAAGUAUCUUUGACCUUUUAUCAUAUUACAGGUUUCCUGAUGUUAAGAUAAAUCUUAUCUACAUUAUAAGAGCAUGCAUCUUGUAUUAUUAUGUGAUUUCAAGAAUAAAUAUGGAACCAUU
Molecule: messenger RNA, 4253 nt
Organism: Pecten maximus
Lineage: Eukaryota; Metazoa; Mollusca; Bivalvia; Pectinida; Pectinidae
Product: PEST proteolytic signal-containing nuclear protein-like
Exons: 5
Coding region: 13-510 (165 amino acids)
Biological process (GO): protein ubiquitination; proteasome-mediated ubiquitin-dependent protein catabolic process
Cellular component (GO): nucleus
Source: RefSeq, a predicted model, not a curated record